Messenger RNA from Coccinella septempunctata (seven-spotted ladybird), 1994 nucleotides. RefSeq names its product asparagine synthetase domain-containing protein CG17486. Lineage: Eukaryota; Metazoa; Arthropoda; Insecta; Coleoptera; Coccinellidae. The transcript has 4 exons. The coding region runs from base 272 to 1942 and encodes 556 amino acids. The record is from RefSeq and is a predicted model, not a curated record. Gene Ontology annotation, molecular function: asparagine synthase (glutamine-hydrolyzing) activity.
AUUCUUCAUGUGAACUCACAACCUUCAAUUAUCUAGAUAAGAAUUCUUGCAAUAAAAGUGUAAUGCAACUGUUUGGUCUCAUAACAGCCAUAACCUAUAAAUAGAGACAUGCAGUUCGAACUGUCGAAGCAACAAAAAAUCUAAAAACUUAUAGCACAAAAGAAAAUUUGUAUCUGAGAAUCCACUUUUGGCUCAGACGUGCCAAAAGACAACAAUAACAGAAAUAAUAUAUUUCCUUAUUGUGGACUUGCUGAAACAAGGGGGCUUUAAAAUGUGUGGUAUAUUCUGUGUAUUUUCGGAAACAUCUAAUUUGAAUGUUACUGAAAAAUUUUCUAAAAUAUUCCAAGAGUUCAGUCUGAAUAUAUCAAGAAGGGGACCAAACCACAGUAAAAUCGAAAUAUGCCACAAUGAAGAUACAAUUUUUCUAUUUGCUUCAAGUGUUUUAUGGCUUCAAGGCAACAAACUUACGAAGCAACCCAUAAUUGAAAAUGAUCAUAUCCUACUUUAUAAUGGAGAUAUAUUCAAUGAUGAAAAUGAGAAUCAAAGGAAUGCCUAUGGUGAUACAAAAUUAUUUUUAGACUACUUCAAAUCUGAUCAAUCGUUAUGUUCAUUAUUCAAUACAAAUGGCCCCUUUUCAUUUAUUUGUUUGGACAAAACGAAGUCCAUUCUUCAUAUAGGAAGAGAUAAAUAUGGAAGAAGAAGUCUCUUGCUGGGGAAAUCAAAUGAAGGGGAAAUAAUUGUCACCAGUGUGGCUAAAAGAACAUCUAGUUAUAAAUUUAUAGAGCUUCCAUCCUUAGGAAUACUUUCAUUCAAUUUUAAAACACAAAUUGUUACUCUGAAACCGUGGUACAGAGAAAAUGUUAAUUCCUGCUCAAAAAUCAGAGAAAUUGAAAUAUUUCUUGGUAAAAAUUUGAAUGUUGAAGAACCAAUAUCUGAUUCAUUGUUUAUCAAGGACUUCAUUGAACCAACUGAGAUAGAGUUGACUAUUUAUCGCUCUCUUGAUAGCUCCAUAAGAGGCACUGAUAUUCUCAGUUAUGCUUUUUCGUGCAAUAAAUUUGCUGAUGAUGUCCAAGAACUGAAGAGGAGACUAGAAAAUUCUAUUAAAAGAAGAAUCACUGGUCAACCGGAUUUCUGCCAAAAUUGCAUAAAAAAGCAACAACCCUGUGAUCAUGCAGUUGUUGGUGUCUUAUUUUCUGGAGGUGUGGACUGUGCAGUAAUCGCUCUUCUUGCACAUAAAUUUGUUCCAAUCAAUAAGCCUAUAGAUUUGUUGAACGUAGCAUUUUCCAAGUACGAUUUCAAUACACCAGAUCGAAUUACUGGGCUGCAGACAUUGCGUGAAUUGGAAAAGUUAUGUCCAGAAAGAACAUGGAAAUUUGUGGAGAUAAACGUUAAAGAUGAGGAGUUGGAUAAGGAGAGAGAAAAGAGAAUAGCUGAUCUUAUAUAUCCUCUCAACACUAUUUUGGAUGACAGUUUAGGAUGUGCUCUCUGGUUUGCCAGUAGAGGGCAGAGUGAGGAUUAUACAUCUCCAAGUAGGAUUCUUCUUGUUGGGACAGGCGCUGAUGAGCUCUUUGGGGGCUACAGUCGCCACAGAGCAGCUUUCAGAAACGAGAGUUGGAUAGGAUUACAUAAAGUACUGAAAGAAGAUUGGGAAAAUCUGCCUUAUAGAAAUCUUGGAAGGGAUGAUAGAGUAGUCUCUGAUAAUGGACGUCAGCUGAGGACACCUUACCUGGAUGAAGAUGUUGUACAGUUUGUACAAAGCUUGAAUUGCUGGGAAAAGACAUUUCCAUCAAAAGAUGAUACUGGACCUAAAUUCCUUCUCAGAGGUUUGGCAUUUCAUUUGCAUUUAAAAAAUGCAGCAGUAUUGAAGAAGAGAGCUCUCCAAUUUGGUUCGAGGAUUGCCAACUCGAAGGAAAAUGCUCGUAAUGUUUCUCCUAGAUUGUAAUUCAUUUUUUUUAUGUUUAUUCAUUGCGUAUAAAAUAAAGUUUUUAUGGUUA